This is a messenger RNA of Penicillium taxi, 1020 nucleotides long. RefSeq names its product ketopantoate reductase family protein. Gene Ontology annotation, molecular function: 2-dehydropantoate 2-reductase activity. The record is from RefSeq and is a predicted model, not a curated record. The transcript is spliced from 3 exons. Gene Ontology annotation, cellular component: cytoplasm. The annotation marks the transcript as partial. Gene Ontology annotation, biological process: pantothenate biosynthetic process. Lineage: Eukaryota; Fungi; Ascomycota; Eurotiomycetes; Eurotiales; Aspergillaceae.
AUGUCAAAAAAGGCUGAAAUUCUUCUAGUUGGCAGCGGUGGCGUGGGAACUAUCACAGCACUGAACUUGGAGAUAGGUGGACAAGCCCAAGUCACAGCAGUGCUUCGAUCUAACUAUGAGAGAGUCAUCGCUGAUGGGUUCCACAUCCGAUCAUGCGAUCAUGGAGAACUCACUCACUGGCGACCAUCUAAAGUUGUACGCGAAAUUCCUGUACAGCCACAGAGAACCUUCGACUACGUCGUCGUGACGACCAAAAACAUUGCCGAUCAUCGGCCUAGCGUUGCAGACUUGAUUGAACCUGCCGUGGCUCCUGGCAAAACGGUGAUCGUCUUGAUCCAGAAUGGCUUGAAUAUAGAAGCACCACUUCUGACUAAAUAUCCAAACAAUAUAUGCCUGUCCGGCAUUAGUUUGAUUGGGUCUCGCGAAACAGCACCGGCCCUCAUAGAGCAUGAGGACUUGGACAGACUAUUCAUCGGGGCAUUCGAAAACCCUGGUAUCUCUCAGGAGGCACGAGACGAAGCAGCAAAGGAUUUCGUCGAACGAUAUUCCGCUGGAGGGAAGACGGACUGUUCAUUCGCACCUAAUGUGGCAUUCCAUCGUUGGCAGAAGCUGGUUUACAACGCCUGUCUUAAUCCAAUUUGUGCUAUAACAGGCCUUGACACAGGGCGUAUCCGACUCGCAGAUGACAUCGUGGCUACACUACUACGGCCUGCGAUGGAAGAGGUGGUGGCAGCUGCCAAAGCGACUGGGGUAACUCUACCAGAUGGGAUUAUCGAUCGGAUGAUCACAAUUGAUCCAUUGACAUUAUACCUCCAGCCCAGUAUGCUACAAGAUGUCCAAAAAGGAAAUCUGAUCGAGUUCGAGACUUUAGUCGGAGAGCCCUUAAGAGAAGGGGCUGCUCGCGGUGUUCCGAUGCCUACUUUAACGUUCCUUUAUCGAACAUUGAAAGCUAUGCAGUGGAGGAUGAAGGAAGAACGAGGUCUCAUUUUGAUUCCUCAGAAAGGAGAGAGCCUAGAUACU